AUGGACACCACAGACGUCCCUCGAAUGGGAAACCCAACACCCCACAGAGAUUCGUGGGGCUCUGCAUCGUCCACUUGCUCCCAUCUCGAAAUGUCUUUUUCUCAUGAUAGUUGCUAUGGCUCGGACGAAGUCUCAGUCACGUCCGCCGGUACCAAUCCUGCGCAAUCUAGCACCUCAACAUUUCCCGCCAAGCCACCACUUCAUCCUUUCUUGAAAUCUAUCCUCAAGAACUCCUCUACCGCCAUUGAAUCCGACGAAGAGUCGGACUCGGAGUCUGGGUACAGCUCCGAAGGUGAUUUCGAGUAUGAUGCGCUUUCCGACGAAGAAUAUGACGAUGAGGAUGAUGGGGAUGCAUCUGACUUCUCAAUCUGGGAUGAGACAUGUCGUGAUGCCCCCGAGACUCAUGAGGAUCACACCGAGUCUUUUGACGAUGCAUUCAUCUCCUUUGAAGAGAAUGCGGUGCGAUUUGCCGCCGAUGUGCAGUACAUUGACUCGACCGAAGUCUCCGACGACGAGGAGACUCUUGAUACCGAGAUGACGUGCCAUGAGAUGAUGCUGCUAGCUCUCAAGUCCAAGCCAGAACAUCCUCUGGAAGACUUCGACAGCAUGGAUAUCAAUGAUUCCGAUGACGAUGAGGAUCCACAUGAGUUCCUGAACAAAGUCGCCACUAGGCCAGAAGAGUUCUCACGCGAUGCCGUGGAGCUGGACAGAAGUCUUUUCGUUGCCUACAUCAAUGGCAUGCAUGGCAUUGCCGACAAGAACUUCCGGUCCUACCUUCGAACUCAGGUUGACCACAUUCGUCUAGGCCAGGAGGCGGACACCAUGGGUCCUGACGGAUCGUCCUCUUUGUAUCUUGACAUGAUCUCAAGCCACGUUAUCGGCACCUUUGGCAAUCUUCUCACUCCCGACGAGUUGAAUGAGUUGAUUCUCUUCCGUGCGGAAGAGGAGCCCAGCAAGACACAUCAUUCGGCCAUGGACCUGGACCACCACAAUGUACUCCUGGACCGAAUUGAGAAGAUCCUUCUGGAUAGACUCACCAAUGGUCGCGUUGAUGUUGGUCCCGAUGAACUCAGCUUCUUUGCCGGCGUGAUUGCCCACGACCUCGGCACCAAACCUCUGCCCGCGCAAACCUAA
Molecule: messenger RNA, 1134 nt
Organism: Penicillium nucicola
Lineage: Eukaryota; Fungi; Ascomycota; Eurotiomycetes; Eurotiales; Aspergillaceae
Exons: 1
Coding region: 1-1134 (377 amino acids)
Source: RefSeq, a predicted model, not a curated record